UGUUCCUGGCGUCGAGGUGCACCACUCCUGCCGGGGUCCUGCGCUGCACGCGUGCGCGCAACCGGCAGCUGGCCCCCGCGCUCGCAGGUGCCCAGCCUGCGGCCUCCUUUUCUUCAAAGCGCCCCGCCCCGGCCGACAUGCCCAUCCAGCCGACCCCGCCACCGCUGUUUGUUCCGCGGACGUCGAUGUUCCGGCCGCUGGCUCGGCUGAACGCCCAGACGGAGGAGAUGUUCCGGCAGAAUGCCGCCCAGCAGGCCCCCCCCAUCCCCGAUCAUCCGGCGCUGAUUCCGGGCGAGCGGACGCACGAUGACGACCCCUACCUGCCGGGGCAUUCGCGCUAUGUGGACAUUGUGACGCCGCUGCCGAAAAAUGCGCCGAUUCUGCUCAAGGCCGCCCGCAUCGGGCUGACCCUGGUGGGCCUCCAGUCGCGCGGGCCAAUUGCCAUGCGCCGCGCGCGCGAGCUCUUUGCCCGUGUGAUGGAGGUGGCCGAUGCCCGGCACAGCAUGUUCGUGGAGCGCGCGGGUAUGACGGACUCCUUCCAGACCUGGUUCCUGGUCUCCUACCUGCACGUGUGGAUGUGCUCGAUGCGGCUGCGCGUCGAGGGCCAGCCCGGCGACGAUGUCAGCAAGCAGCUGGUGGAGCUUUUCAUCGAGGAAGUCGAGCUGCGCAUCCAUCAGACCGGUGCCGUGCCCCGGCUGGAUGCCACCAUGAAGGUCUUUGUGGCCCAGAUGCUUGGUGUGGACAUUGCCCUGAAUGAGGGAAUCGUCGGUUGCGACUCGCUCCUGGCGUCUACCAUGUGGCGUAAUUUCACCGGAAUGCGUGGUCGGCCGACCCAGCUCGAGUGGCUGGUCCGGUAUGUCCGUUCGCAUGUGGCCCACCUGGAUGCCCUGUCCCAGUAUGAGAUUUACGCUGGCCACUUUACCUGGCCCCGGGCCAACGGCGAUAAUGUGCCGAUCACCAUCAAUCGCGAGGCGGCCAACAAGGCCCCCUCGCCGGAGCUGCUGGCCGCGCGCAUUGAUCUCUUCCUGCUGGACGAGUAUGUCCGCAUGCACUCCGAUGGCCUGCCCUCGAGCCUGCCGCCCGGCAGCAUUGAUCUCGACCGGAAGUACUGAGCGAUGCGAGUGUGAGCGCGAGCGCCCGGAGCUUUUGAGGUGCAUUGCCCGGUGGUUCGCGCCUCCCUCCGCCCUCCCCCCUGAUGUUCUUUUUCCCCUUUCCCUUGGGUUUGGCUCUCGCCUGUCCUCAUAGACGCCAGUUGCUGCUGGCCCUGGCGGGAACGCGGCCGCUCUCUUUUCAACGCCCCGGGCCUGUUCCCCCCUCUCGCUCUCUCGCCUUCCGCGGUCCUCCGGACACACAUACAUACAUACGCACGCACCCCCCUCUCCCCCCCCCCC
This is a messenger RNA of Fonticula alba, 1391 nucleotides long. RefSeq lists its product as hypothetical. The record is from RefSeq and is a predicted model, not a curated record. NCBI's taxonomy places the organism in Eukaryota, Rotosphaerida, Fonticulaceae. Gene Ontology annotation, biological process: mitochondrial respiratory chain complex III assembly. The transcript is spliced from 3 exons. Gene Ontology annotation, cellular component: mitochondrion. Bases 138 to 1112 code for a protein of 324 amino acids.